AUGCCUAACAGUUAUUCUGAUAAUUAUUACAUUCAUAAUAUGAAAUCAGUUGCAAAUGAAUCAUAUUGUACAAUACGAGAAUAUAAUGGUUCAAAAUUUGACAAUUUCACUUCAGAAAAGGCUCUGGAAAAGCAUAAUCCAUAUUGUGGACGAAAUUUUAGAAAAUCAGCUAAAGUCGAAUGUAACUUUCAUGGUCAUGACCUACUUUCGUGGUUUUCGUGUGAUAUUAAGGGAAAAAAACUUAUAUUGAAACGACUCAAACAAUUCAAACAUGCAAUAAAUGCCGAAAAUUUCAAUUAUUUAAUAGUAAAAUUUAUUGAUGGAUAUACAAUAAAUUAUAAAAAACUAUAUACAGUUCUGGUUAUAAGUCCAAUCGAACCUAUUCAAGGUCAAAUAGAAAAUAAACCUACUUUUUCACAUUUUCAACAUGGCUUGGUAGAUGAAAUUUCCAUACAAAUUUUCCAAUAUGUAGAAUCUCCUUUGAAUUUAAUGUUAACAUGUAGACAUUGGUAUAAAAUUUCGAUCGAUCAGCAAGCGAGGGCAAAAUGGAUUAUUUAUAAAUAUGGGCAUGCACAUGCACUUUUCUAUGCGAUUAAAUUUGGUCAAAAUUUUAUCAAUCUAGCUGUUGUUAGAGCUAUAAUCGCUAACAAAGCUAUAAUAUCCAGGUAUUUUGUUCAACGUCUUCUUUUACAUUUCGGAAAAUUCGAUAAAGAUCUUGUUGCAUUAAAAAUGGAAUACAAUAACAAUUCUGGACGUGCAAAUAAUAAUUCAUUUCAACAAAAUAUACCUUGGGCCAAUGACUUGGGAACCACUGUUUUUUUAUAUAUAUUGAGGGUGGCCGCAGAACAAUUUGGCGAAUCACGACUUCCACUGAAGGGAAAUGACAUGGAAUUAUUUCACUUUUUAUCCGCUGGUCCAUAUGCUCUUAAAGAAGCUAAAGCCAUUAUGAUGAAGAAUUUGGAUCAGAUUGGAUAUCACAGUAUUUGUAAAGAUAUUAAUGGAUUGGUAAUGCAAGGUGCUAUUAUUAUGCUUUUUUCUCCAGCAUCUACAGCUAACUGGGCACCACCAAACCCUGAGGAAGUAGUUAACCGACUUUCGGAAUUGAUAAAGUUUGGAUUCGAAUUGAAUUAUACAGUUAUUGUAGAAAUAUUGUUUAUUGAAAGACAAUUGGUUGAGAUUGGAAAUACAAUGAUAAAGGCAUUUUUACAAAUAUUGAAUGAAUCACUGGAAGAAUUAUUACAUAAAUGUUUAAUUGAAUUAUUUCGAACAUUUCGAUUGGACAAAAGGCUAAAAAAGACUGAUGUUCUAGAUUUCCUGUAUUCAUUGAUUGAGAAAGAUCAUGAAAAAGUUUUUUUUAAAGCCAUGAACUUUGAUCUUGAAAAUAGAUCUGAUGAUAAUAAUAACAGUCUACUUGCACCUUUAAAAUUCCCGGCAUUUUAUUAUUGCUGGAUAUUAAAUAAGUUUGGUGCAGAUGCUGAAAUUACAGAUUCGUGUUUUGAAGACAUUUUGAUGAAAAGAGUCAAUGUUGAUGUUUUCAUUCAACAACGUAAUCAGCGAAAGUAUAUUUUAAGUGAACAACUUGAACAUAAUUUCAAAGAAAUAAAAGAUGCAUUUAAAAACUAUUUUAGUACUAUAAAGUUCUUUAAACCAUCGCACUUGAAAAUUAUCAAACAAGCUACUCAUGUCGAAAUAAUUGAUGGUUUAAGAAAAUAUUUGACUAAAUUAUUUAUGCAACAAUCGCAAGUUUCUGCCAAUUGUUCAGAUAACAUGGACAUUGACAAUAUUUCAACAUUUACUCAAAAACGAAAGCGGUAUGAUCUAGAGUUGAAUGAUUGGUAUAAUGAAAUUAUAAAAUUACAUGAUGAUUUAAAUAGUUUUUCAAUGUCGGGUGAAUUCAGUGAAUUUUUAAAGAACAUUUUGGAAUUAAUUAAUGGCUCGAACUUUACUUUAAGUCGUGAUGUGGACGAAAUUGAUCAUCAGAGAGAAUCCAAAAGGCACAAGAGAAAAAAAUAG
Cetraspora pellucida is the source of this 2013-nucleotide messenger RNA. Lineage: Eukaryota; Fungi; Glomeromycota; Glomeromycetes; Diversisporales; Gigasporaceae. The record is from the annotation of a GenBank genome assembly.